GGGUGUAGGCGGGGCCUGGCACGCGCGCGCGGGCUCGUCACUUCCUCUGCGGAGAGCGCUGGCGCCGGGGACGGUCGGGUCGGGUCGGCGCGGCGGUGGCGGGGAGCGGUGCGACGGGACGAUGAGCGACAGCGGGGAGCAGAACUACGGCGAGCGGGAAUCCCGUUCUGCUUCCAGAAGCGGAAGUGCUCAUGGGUCUGGCAAGUCGGGGAGGCACACCCCUGCAAGAUCUCGAUCUAAGGAGGAUUCCAGGCGUUCCAGGUCAAAAUCUAGAUCCAGGUCUGAAUCCAGAUCUAGAUCAAGGAGGAGUUCCCGUAGACACUACACAAGAUCACGCUCUCGUUCCCGCUCUCAUAGGAGAUCCAGAAGUAGGUCUUACAGUCGGGAUUAUCGGCGACGACACAGUCACAGCCAUUCACCCAUGUCUACUCGCAGACGUCAUAUUGGAAACAGGGCAAAUCCUGACCCAAAUUGUUGUCUUGGUGUGUUUGGAUUGAGUCUGUACACCACAGAAAGAGAUCUGAGAGAAGUUUUCUCCAAGUAUGGUCCAAUUGCUGAUGUUUCCAUUGUGUAUGAUCAACAGUCUCGGCGUUCGAGAGGAUUUGCAUUCGUGUACUUCGAAAACGUUGAGGAUGCUAAGGAAGCAAAGGAACGUGCCAAUGGAAUGGAGCUGGAUGGAAGAAGGAUCCGGGUAGACUUCUCCAUAACAAAAAGACCUCACACACCUACCCCUGGAAUCUAUAUGGGAAGACCCACUUAUGGCAGCUCACGACGACGAGAUUACUAUGACAGAGGGUAUGACAGAGGAUAUGAUGAUCGUGACUAUUACAGCAGGUCAUACAGAGGAGGUGGUGGUGGCGGAGGAGGAGGAUGGAGAGCUGUUCAAGAUAGGGAUCAGUUUUACAGGAGGAGAUCACCAUCCCCGUAUUACAGCCGAGGGGGCUACAGAUCUCGAUCCAGAUCUCGAUCCUAUUCACCUCGUCGCUAUUAAAGCAUGACACAUAGAGGAAUUUCUAGCUACAGCCUUUGAGUUGAAAUUGCAACUUUGUGGACAAUAUUUUUAUUGUCUCUUCUGUUUAAACAAGUGAACAGUGCCUAGUGAAUAGGUGACUUUUACACCUUUGAUGAAGACUACUUCUGUGGUGUUAAAUGCUGUUUCAUUCUGCGUAUUUGUGUAGUUUGGUGCUUUGUUUCAAGCUGUGUUUCAAAAGGGGUAUGUUUUGCAUGUAUUUUUUUUAGUCUCAGUUUUGACUCCUGAAAGGUUUCUAUUGUAAAGACAAACUGUUCAGUUAGUUUUUUCUACUGAUUCCAAGGUAUUCUGAAGAUCAAAACCUGUGUAAAAUGCUUUCAAAAAGUGAAAAAUAAAAAGAAGUUUGUUUUUUCUUUUCCUACUUAA
This is a messenger RNA of Falco peregrinus (peregrine falcon), 1396 nucleotides long. It is a transcript of the gene TRA2B, whose product is annotated as transformer 2 beta homolog. Gene Ontology annotation, cellular component: spliceosomal complex. The record is from RefSeq and is a predicted model, not a curated record. The transcript has 9 exons. Bases 122 to 991 code for a protein of 289 amino acids. Gene Ontology annotation, molecular function: RNA binding. Gene Ontology annotation, biological process: positive regulation of mRNA splicing, via spliceosome. Lineage: Eukaryota; Metazoa; Chordata; Aves; Falconiformes; Falconidae.